Messenger RNA from Penicillium antarcticum, 1275 nucleotides. RefSeq lists its product as uncharacterized. The coding region runs from base 1 to 1275 and encodes 424 amino acids. The transcript is spliced from 2 exons. The record is from RefSeq and is a predicted model, not a curated record. Lineage: Eukaryota; Fungi; Ascomycota; Eurotiomycetes; Eurotiales; Aspergillaceae. Gene Ontology annotation, cellular component: mitochondrion.
AUGGCGACAAAUCUCACACGCCGUGGGUUCCUGGCAGCGUUUUCGACACGCGAUGCCACAUUGGCUACGAACGAUGCGCCGGAAGAUAAACUGCCCGUGAACCAAGAUAUUUCAUUUGAUUUCGAACCGGAUGAACCAGCAAAGCCGCGGAGAAGCUAUCUACAAAAACGAGCAGCAUCUGUCUCCUCCCGCAGACCAUUGGGCUCAAAGCAACCCGCGCCGAGGUCAAAGGCCAAGAAGAUUACUAGCCAGGAAAAGGAGACUUUCAAGGCCCUUUUGGAGAAGCUGAAUGCCAAGCGCGCAGAAAAUGACGGAGGAGAUACAUCAAACCCAUUGAGCGCAGUGAAACAAGCCGAGAUCACAGAGCUCAUGUCCGUAUUCGACUCAUUACUACAAGAAUCCAACAGGAAAAAGAAAAAAGAAGCCCGAAAGCAAAAGGAGGAAGAGUCAAAAUACAUACCAAAACCAGAACGACCAGCAACGGAAGAAGAAGUCUCAGAAGACAAAGGUCCCCAAAGAAUCAACAUCGACGACCUGGGCUACACAGAAGCAGCAACAUCUGGAGCUGCGAUAACAAUCACAAUGAAAGAAGCGAUCGACAUGGUAGUCCAGCGCGAAUCAGAACACAUCGAGUUCGCCCUCUUCCAAGCAAUCGAAGAAGGAAAAGGAGACAUGGGCGUCUGGGAAGUAUGCAAAGCGCGCAUCUUCUCCAUGCUGCACCACGUCGAAAGCCAACCAGCACGCAAAGUCCCCCGAAGUGCAGGGCCGCUCCGGGUCCCGGCUGUCGUCCCCAUCGCGCCGGUCGUUGCAACUCUAUACCCGAAGACAUUGCUCAUCGCGUUCCGCCUGCUGAAUACGCAUUUCCCUGGGUCGCCGCUUAUUGGGCAAUUCCGUUCGAAUAUCAAGGAGCAUGGACGGCUGUCUUCCCUGCUUGGUGCUUCGUCAGGUCUGUAUGAUGAGAUGCUUUACUUCCACUGGCGUGGUUGUAAGGAUCUGCCAGGUGUUGUGUCUUUGCUACGUGAGAUGGAGGUUAUCGGGUUGACGCCUAGUGAUAAGUCGCGGGGCAUGUUGACUGCGCUUGUUAUUCGGCGGAAUCGGGAUCUCGAGGCGCAUCGGGAGGCCGGUGGUGGUGGUGAGCACUCUUUCUGGGAUUUGCCGUCUAACAAGGAGGCGUUUGAAGCGCUUACUUGUCGGGGUGGGUGGAUGGAUAAGGUCGAGGCGAGGGCGGAGGAGGAUGCUCGUCGGAGGGAGAGUCAUCGCAAGUUCCGCGGUUGA